AUGGACAUCGUAGCGCUAAAUGAGCGUUUACGCGACGACUUUUCGGUGUUGCUGAAGCUUCUUCCACCGCCGUUUGCUGUAUCUGCUUUCUCGACUAUUGAGUCAUCUGUAGAUUCUACACCUAAAUCCUCACCUUCGGAGCUCUCAAUCGACAAUUAUACGCAGCAUUGCCGCCUCAUGUUGUGGCGUCUUAAUUCCUAUCAAUAUGGAUCUGCAAGCGCAUUUUUGCUAGAUUUGGAGCAAUUGGAGCGCGCUGCCGAUUCAUUGAAAGCGAAAGAGGCAGUUCAACGACUUUUAGAUCGUCUCACUGUCUCAGAGGGUGAAAAUGAAGGCAAAGAGCGCGUUGUGAAAGUAGCUAAUAAAGCUGGAACCUCAGUUAUCUUAAGCUCGUGUGAUGGUGUCCCAGGAAUACAAAAAGUCAUAUCUACUGAGAGAGGUACAGAGAACGAGUCAAUGUGGCGAUGCAAUCUAUCAGUGAGAGAACAGAUCGUGACUAUUGGGACAUUUAACAGCCAAAAAGAGGCGCUAGUGGGAUAUGAAAAGCAAAGAAAAGAGAUGAGCAUGAACACUACAAGCUUUAAUAAACUGAUGCAUCGUGCAGCCAAGAUGGAAUCGGAACAACGCGAAGCGAAUCAUCGGGUGCUCAAAGAGGCUUUGGCUCAAUGCCAUCCAAGAUUAACGACCAUGAAAGCUUCCCCAGCACCUGUCACGAGCAACGUGACGCCGCGAUUUACUGCACGGAGUGUUACAGAACCUCUUGCUGCAGCUGCACAGUCAUCUCCAGUAAAUGUUAAGUCAACAAAGUCUGCUGCGUCACCACCGCGAACUUCGCGAGUACUCAAACGACAAAACCUCGAGAUUAUAAGUGCUAUUAAGACGAAAAAGCAGAAGGUGGAACUGCAAGCUAUGAGCACAUUAUCCACGGGUAGCCGUUCGUUUUUGAGAUUACGGAGAUUGAUACAAACGCGAAUGUGCAAACAUCUUAAAGGCCAGGAUGUUUGCGUUCUCGCAAACCCAAAUAUUCUGCACCAAGCAAAUUGGAUAGCAUCAGGACGUCUCGAAGCUGGCAAGGUCUUUUCACUUGACAAGAAAAAGCAAAUGACAUUUGCUGACUAUGUUUAUAGUGAAUUGGGCUAUGCAGUCUCAGCCUGCGCACACAUGUUCCUUGUCCAAACUAAAGAAAGCAUCGAUGACCACCUCAAGGUGUGUGACGCGUUCUCGGAUAAGGAGCGAGAGCUUGGUCCAACGGUAGAUGUCAAGACGUCAGAUCGACGACGAUAA
Molecule: messenger RNA, 1281 nt
Organism: Plasmopara halstedii
Lineage: Eukaryota; Oomycota; Peronosporomycetes; Peronosporales; Peronosporaceae
Exons: 1
Coding region: 1-1281 (426 amino acids)
Source: RefSeq, a predicted model, not a curated record